Aspergillus bombycis is the source of this 786-nucleotide messenger RNA. RefSeq names its product 2-deoxyribose-5-phosphate aldolase. Lineage: Eukaryota; Fungi; Ascomycota; Eurotiomycetes; Eurotiales; Aspergillaceae. Gene Ontology annotation, molecular function: deoxyribose-phosphate aldolase activity. The transcript has a single exon. Bases 1 to 786 code for a protein of 261 amino acids. Gene Ontology annotation, cellular component: cytoplasm. The record is from RefSeq and is a predicted model, not a curated record. Gene Ontology annotation, biological process: carbohydrate catabolic process; deoxyribonucleotide catabolic process.
AUGUCGUCCAACACGAUCGCCGUCACCCUCCUCCAACUCGCAAAAAUGAUCGACCACUCCCUCCUGCACCCAACGAUGACCGAUGAAGACAUUGUUGCUGGUCUGCGCAUCGCCCGUGCGAAUAAUGUUGCAACCGCCUGCGUGAAACCAUACCUCAUCCCGCUGGCCAAGAAAGAGCUCGCCGGUAGCGACGUCCUCGUUUGUCCGGUGAUCGGGUUCCCUCACGGCAAUAGUACAACGGAGAUCAAAGUGAUUGAGGCGACAGCAGCAGCUAAGGCAGGUGGUGACGAGAUCGACAUGGUCGUCAAUGUGGGCAAAGUCCUGGGCGGCGAUUGGGAUUAUGUGAAGGAAGAGAUCCGUCAGAUCAACGAAGCGGUUGUCGCUCAUGGUGCCAUUCUCAAGGUUAUCUUUGAGAAUGAUUAUCUCCAGUCUGAACACAUUGCGACGCUGUGUGAGAUCUGCACGGAAUUGAAAGUCGCCUUCGUUAAGACCUCCACUGGGUAUGGCUUUGUCAAGCAGAAGGAUGGGUCAUACAACUAUCGCGGAGCGACGGUCAAGGACCUCAAGCUCAUGAGGGAGAAGUCGGGGAAGGACGUCCAGAUCAAGGCAGCCGGGGGUGUGAGAACAUUGGAUGAUUUGCUGCAUGUCAUGAGCUUGGGUGUAACUCGAAUUGGUGCCACGGCGACCGUGGCAAUUUUGGAGGAAGCCAAAAAGCGUGGAAUUGGCAACGAACCGGUGGGAGUUUCCUUCAAGCCAAUGGCUGAGGAUAGCACGGGCGGGUACUGA